CAAAACUGAUUGAAAACUACAAUUAGCAUCUUGUAACGAUAACAGUGAGCCUGAAUAGCUAUUAGCAGAACAAAACACAAACUCCAAUCAGCACGAGCAAAACUCUUGUGUUGAAACCGUGCCUAACAGCUAGAAUCGAUUUAUCUGCUUUCGUAUCGUAUCUAAACGUAUCACUUCGAACCAUCCCAAAACAUCAGCAGAGAGGGAUUGAGUUUUCGUUUCGGCCCACGGUUGUUUUCCAGUCCGCCCCAUCGUGCCCUUGUGUGUUGGGUGGUGGGCAUCUUAGCGUGUGGCAUUGAUUGUUCGUUCGCAUGCAAAGCGUAGGUCAUGGGGCCAAUGUGACGUGUCUUGGACUCCACCCAACACUCACUUUACAAUCAACGGUCCCGAAGUACCCUCAAGAGUAAGGUGCAAGUGUUGUUGUUGUUGUUUUUUUGCUCCCGAAUCUCGACGUGUGUUGUACACGUGUUUGGUUUGUUUGUACGAAUGUGUGCCUGUGUGUGUGUGUGCUCUUCUGCAUACCAAAGCCGGCCACUGGACGUGACGAAAUUGUGUGUGUGUGUGUGUGUGUGUGGGGGACCUGUAGGCGACCGACGUUCAAUGCCUCCAUAAUGCUGGGCCACCAUUUUCUUCAUGUUCCUUAUUUGAUGUAUAUUUUGUGUGUGUGUGUGUGUGUUUAUCUUGGCAUACGUAUAGAUAUGUGUAGUGCUAAGGGUGUGUUAUUAUUGCACGGUUGGUGAGCAGAAUGCAGCCGUGCAGGCGUGCAGUGGCCGUGGUGCGGUGUGUGAGUAAAGUUUGGCCGCAGGCGAACCGUGCCUGAACAGCACUGGCAAAACUGGAUGCAGUGGCAAGAUUUGGCAGUGCGAAUCCGACGACGACCCGACGACGACCAAAGCAGUAACGCAAAACCCGUUUUCGGAACAAAUCUCAGGACUUCAAUCAAUCAAGCGAUCCCGAAUCAACCCCGGGCCGCUCAUCGUCACACAUUGCGGCCGGCGUGUGUAAAUGUGUGCCUGUUUGGGCGCUUGUACACGCCACCACCACCAUCAUCAGCACUACCUGCAAACAGCGUCGUAGAUUGACAGGUUUCGACUGAAUCGACCGUGCCGCGCUAUACGGACGAGGCGCAACCGCAUGCCGAACGUGCGCUGAGGGCGAGCCGUUACCAUAGAUGCUCGCCCACCGUCACCCUACCGCAAGCAAGCAACGAGUUUAGUAGUAGAAGUAGCAGUGCGUCAGCAGGCAUCUUACCAGCAGGAGUGGUGUCCAGUUUGGGCGAUGGGCAGAGAGAUAUAUCGCUGGAGGACAUCGUAGCCUCGUCGCCUCCGGUUGCCUCAUCAGCUCAGCCGAACCAAUAACAACUAUAGCAGCAGCAGCAACAGCAAGCAGCCAACAGCCAGCCAGCAGUGUAGUAUAGUGCAGCAUCAACCUUCGAACCCGCGAUGCAUCGUUUGCGCAACACCUUCACCAGAUCCCGGACGCCUACGGGCGCGGAGAUGAAAACCCAGAGCAGUCUUGAGGUCCCGAAGCAGGUACGGUCAGCAUCGUUCGACGAAAUACAGCUAGAGGCGCAGCGCUCCCACCAGCAGCGUUCGCUGUCGGCCGCGGCCGCCCCAUCAGUAGACGAAGCGUCCGGUGUGUCGUCGGGUGUGGGGAGUCUGUUGCUACAGGUCCCGCAGACAACGCCCGGUCAGCGGUCGCGCAGCUUCGAUCUGGCCGGUUCGGCUUCCGACGAGGGUAGUGCAGUUGCGGCCGCCUUUCUUGAUGUGCCGAAACGGUUCCAGCGUCGAAAGUCUAGCUCGAAGACACCUCCACCCUGCAUACACUGUCUGUAUCUGGAGGAGUACCGUCGGUUGAUCGGUGUGGAGCAGCGGCUCUACUACGACAGUGAAGAGUAUCAGGCGUACGUCGACUACACGUCUAGCUCGUGCUCGGAAGAGGACGACGACGACGACGAGGAGGAGGAUGAGCACGAGAAUGCUGAAGGGGCCAGUAAGAAGGAGGAUGAAGCGGUGCCGGGGGUUAGUGGUGUGCGGGUGGGGCAGGUGGAAGGGACCGGGAGCGUGAACCGAGUGGCGGCGGACAGGCUCGCGGGUCCCAGUGGCAGUGGUGUUGCUGUUGCUGGUGGCAGCGAGGCUAGCCGAGGCAACUUCAGCGAAGGUUACUACGACGAUGACUACGACUACGACGAUGACGAUGAUGACGAUGAGGACGAUUACGGUUACGAGGCGGAGGACAAUAACGAGGGCAACAACAGCGAAAACGAGUCGGAGCGAAGUCGCCGAGGGCAGGAACAGAAGAAGGAACCGAUCACGUUCGGGCUCGAAACGCCUGCCUAUGACUACGCUACGCUCUUCCAGCGCGUAUCACCACGCAGAAGACCCCGGGUCGAUGGUGAGGGUGCUGAUGGGUCCGUCGCGUUACUGUCACCUCCUCCCGUUGCAUCGCCCUGCCGCAUCACGUUGACACUGUCGCCCACGAAACCGGACGACGAGGACGACGAACAGUGCAUAGACUAUAGUCACGGUACCAGCGGCAGCACGUUGGAAGCAACAGGUCUCGGCGAGAUCGCCCUGAUGCUGCCCGAUGAGGAGCUUCCCGUUGGAGCUGGCGUGAUACUCGAACCCGAACCACGACCACCAACAGUGUCGGCGUCGGCAGCGACCGAAUGCCAACCGAGCGAAGCGAGCGGUGAUACAGUGGACCCGGUACCGAGCCGUACUCGUCGGCGAUCCAUCUCACGCCAGGAAGCGAUAAUCGUCGAACCAACGGGCAGCUCGCUGGAGAACGUUUCCAACGCGUCCGACAGCCGACCGGUACCGGACAUACUGACCGGUGCGGAUGACCAAGACAAUCAGCCACCCCAACCACGGCCUCCACAGCGCGGCCGUGCCGCCUCGAUGGGCCCUAUCAUACCGACGUCGUCACCACCGCCACUUCCACCGUACACCGCCACCGUCAGACUACCGCGACAGCAGCUCGAGUCGGUCGGUAUACCGCUCGAGUCACCGCCCCCGUCCGCCACCAUCUCCAUCGCACCGUCGCAGCCCGGUGACUUCGUGCGUGACAUCUAUCUGCAGGUGCCGGACCUGAAGCGCGACCGGGCCGCCUCGGUCGAUUCCUGCUUCACCAAGGUGACGGGCGCAAAGACGGAAGAGCUGCAACCACCACCGGACGGUGCCUGUCUCAAUCUGCUGGCCGUCCCGAGCAGUGGAGCCGUCCGGUCACGGUCCGUCGACAUAGUGCUGCCCACGGAGCAACAGGCACGCUACAAAGCGCUGGCCCUGGCCGGACCUUCCGGCAGUGCGAACAGUGCGGGUCCAUCCGGUGCCGGCGUUGCAACCGGCGGCCAUCUUGCACCGAGCGUUAGAGGACUCUCGUCGCACACUCUUAGCCACCUGCUGAGGGUCCUUUACUGUCGGUGGCUUGGUGACCCGCACGGACGUCAGAUACGUUGCACACCCGACUGGAGUGAGAAUGCAGUUUCCGGUGAUCAUCUAUGGGUGCCAACGUCCGUUUCUGGCGAUUGCUGCUAUGUGGGUGAUAAUGAUUGCACGAAGCACGGACCACGGAUGAAGUGUGCCGCCUGCAAGAUCAUCUCGCAUGCCAGCUGCAUCUCGGUGCUGAUGGAACGCAGCCAGCUGCAGUGCAAACCGACGUUCCGUGACGUGGGCGUCCGGCAGUAUCGCGAGCAGACGAAAACUACCCACCACUGGGUGCAUCGGCGCACCGAGAAGGGCAAGUGCAAGCAGUGCGGUAAGUCCCUCCAGGCGAAAUUAACGUUUAGCUCGAAGGAGAUCGUCGCACUCUCGUGCGCGUGGUGCAAAGCCUCGUACCACAACAAGGAGGCUUGCUUCAACCCGGAGCGUAUAGGCGAAGAGUGUACGCUCGGCGCGCACCGGAGCAUCGUCGUCCCGCCGUCCUGGAUCGUGAAGUUGCCCCGCAAGGGCAACUUCAAAUCGUCGCUCCGUAAAACGCCCCAGAAAAAGAAGAAGGCAGGCAAGAAGGUGUCCAUACCGCGCGAACCGCGCACGUUCGUAAUCAAACCAAUACCGACCGCCAACAUCACACCGGUGCUCGUGUUUAUCAAUCCAAAGUCGGGUGGCAAUCAAGGCGCGAAGCUGCUGCAAAAGUUCCAGUGGCUGCUGAAUCCGCGCCAGGUGUUUGAUCUGACCCAGGGUGGGCCACGGAUGGGACUUGAACUGUUCCGCAAGGUACCACAGCUACGUAUACUCGCUUGCGGAGGUGACGGAACCGUCGGAUGGGUGUUGUCCGUACUCGACCAGAUUAACUUCGUACCGCCGCCAGCCGUUGGUGUAUUGCCGCUUGGCACAGGGAAUGAUCUGGCCCGCGCCCUCGGAUGGGGUGGAGGGUAUACAGAUGAACCGAUAGGUAAAAUUCUGGCAAACAUUGGCAACUCCGACACCGUACUGCUCGACCGGUGGAGCCUGAAGGUCGAACCUAACACAUCCGUUCCUAACACUGGCGACGGGAAGGACAAUCUACCACUGAACGUCGUGAACAACUACUUCUCGCUCGGUGUCGACGCUCAUAUUGCGCUAGAGUUCCAUGAAGCUCGCGAGGCCCAUCCGGAAAAGUUCAAUUCGCGGCUGCGAAAUAAGAUGUUCUAUGGCCAAGCCGGCGGCAAAGAUCUGCUAAAACGCAAAUGGAAAGGAUUGGCCGAGUUUGUAACGCUUGAGUGUGACGGCAAAGAUUUGACACCGAAGCUAAAGGAGCACAAGGUGCAUGCGAUAGUAUUUCUCAACAUUCCAAGUUACGGUGGUGGUACACAUCCGUGGAACAAAUCGGGUGGUCAGUUUGAGCCGGCCACCGACGAUGGUAUGAUCGAGGUUGUCGGUCUCACUACCUAUCAACUACCGCUACUGCAAGCCGGAGGUCACGGUACCUGCAUUACCCAGUGCCGCACGGCACGCAUCGUCACUUCAAGGACAAUACCGAUGCAAGUGGACGGUGAGGCGUGCAAGCUGAACCCGUCCAACAUCGAACUUACCCUGCUGAACAAGGCUGUGAUGCUGGCCAAGAAGAAGCCCGGGCGGGCGAAUGUACCGCAAGAAAAGCUGGAAGCGCUCAACAUCAGUCUGAUGAAGAUCAUGAUGGCCGACUACGAGCAGCACCAUUACGACAAGGAACUAUUGCGCCAGUCCGCAGUCAAUCUGGGCAUGAUGGAGGUGCCCGUUACCGAUCUGGAGCAGAUGCGUGUGCUGAUCAACAAGUUUUGCAGCGAGCAACCGGACAGCCCCAAGCUGUCCCCGGACUGGUGCUUCAUCGACUCCUGCACCGCCGAGCGCUUCUUCCGCGUGGACCGGGCACAGGAAAAUCUGCACUUCAUCACCGACAUCGCGACCGACUGUGUGUUUGUGCUCGAUCAGGAAAGUCCCACGCUGCCACAAACGCCGGAAGACGAUCAUCGUCGGCUUGGUGCGCAGGGCGCUACGGUAACCGGCAGUCUCGAGUCGAGUGACAGUGGUGCGGCACAGUUUUCGCCCCAGGCAGGCAAACUGCUCGAUCGCUCACUGUCCGGACCGCCAGCUUCCGGGGACAUUCCAUCAGCAUACAUGGGCACACAAGGAUCGAAUGAAGCGGACCGCGUUCAUGUACGCACUCCGAUCCCGCAAGAUUUAUCCAUCGAUCAGAGUCUCGACCAGCUGGUCAACUUUAAAAGCUUCCACGAGCGUUUGUUUGGUCUGAAUGAGGAUGCGUUUGGAUUCAGCGAUUUUGAGGAGGUGAUCUUGCCACCGAUUCCCAAAAACUCCUCAUUUCGCCCGUCGCUGCGUUCGUCGAGCUCGGCGGGCGAGUCCACGUCCCAGGCGCACUGGUCACGGGACACCGCAGGACAGCCCAGCACAUCCGGUUAUUCUCCGGCGGGGUACCACCUGACACGACAUGCACUGUACGACCCAAGUAAUUUGCUGGAGAAAACAACGGACGCCGUGAUCAAGGCGGCCAAAAUGGGCGACGUGGUGAUGCUAAAAGAUCUGCAUCUGCAAGGAUACUCGCUUCUCUCCAUCGACUGCAACGGACAGACUGCUCUCCAUCAUGGUGCCCGCUGUGGACACAAAGAAAUCGUACGCUAUCUCAUCUCCUUCGCACCCAACGCCAUCAUCAACAUGAUCGACAACGAAACCGGACAGACUGCCCUGCAUAAGGCGGCUGCUGCACGUCAGCGUACCAUCUGCUACAUGCUUGUUGCCGGUGGCGCUCUACUGAGCAUCCAGGACAACGAGGGACGUACGGCACGCUUCCUAGCCUCGCAAACGGACGACUACGAGCUGGCCUUCUAUCUUGAGACUCAAGAGCAGUUCCAGCUAAUGGAUUUGCGAAGCAACAACAUCUAAAUCUGGGGCGAGUGAACGUGAAACACUCAUCCUGAGGUGCGUUUGGUGGACAGACCUAGUGGUUGGGGGGAAGGGGGGGAGUGGGGUCUGGUCCUUGCGUUACUUGAGGUGAGGUUUUGGCGUGCGAGAAGGCUUGCGGGCUUGUUACCGGACCAUCGGACCAGAAAGCCGACCAGCCAGCUUAAGGAUCCCGUUUCGUGUCACGUCGGUCUAGAGGCAACAAUACUUCAACUUGAACAUCGAACAUCAUUAUUCUAGCCCGCAGGUAGCUGCGUGCCCCCUUUCGGUACGUUUGUCCCAUCAUGCUCAUACACGCGAAGUUCUGCGGAAAGCGAAGACAUGGAAUCAGUUGGUAGUGGGAGGUUGAGUUUAGCAAGGGAGUAGGUGGAUGGUGAGCAGACUGAUAGAUUCCAUGAUAAACAAAGCUAAACCAGGCAGAUGUCACCCUUCAAACAGCAGGGUAAGGGUCUUAAUGAAUCUCAUCUCAAAACGCCUGCAUGUAGGCAACAGCGAAGACACAGCAGACCAGUUCACGCAUAUUGCAACUACGGCUUCUUUUUCUCGUUUUUACUCAACACUUUAUCAGUGCAUGUCAAAUGUCAACUAGAAGCUACAGUGAGGGACAAUAGAAAAUGAUCACUUUUAAGUUUUUGUUCCGAGUGACUCAGAAUCGAGUUCUUGAUUGAUCCAAUGUUAGGAUCUCGUUUUUCUUUCCCAGACUCCUCAACAUCUUCUAGGCUUGAUGACCUGCGUGGUCACGCCAGCUAUCUUGAGGUGUACUAGACAUCUUAUUAGUCAGUCCUUACUACUUGCAACUCGGAUUCGGAUGAAUCCAGCGAAUGGAACAAUUUCUCAGAUUCGUCCACAAUCGAUAUCCUAACCUCAAUUUAACGAUUUUGAAAAUCUAGUGGCCUUAUGUCAUUGUCCAUCACUCUGUAUAUCAGUUUUAGUAAUACAUUGCUAAAACAAAAACUUCAGCUGUUAAUCAGAAGCUAUAUCUGUAACAGUAUCUGUUCACGCGUGUUGAUGAAGCCUACCAACCUGAAACUUGAAACACAUCACUAACCUAAACCGCCUAGCGGAAGCAAUCCUUUGUUUGGUCUGGAUAUCCCUACAAACAUAUCACUUCACAUCACAACAGGCAAACUUUUACGGACCUAAGCUUUCUAAGUUCUAAGGUUUUGAAAAACAAAGUUACAGAAAAACAAACGAUAAAAUAGGCAAGCCUUACAUCCGUAGCGGUAGGCUUCAUCAAGCUGUCUUACACCUGAAAACCUAAUCCACAGAAUACCUAAGCGUAGUUUGCGAUAGAGUGUGAGAGCCAACAACAACAACAUGGCAUUCAACAUCCCAAAGCCACCACGACUUGUUUUGUGAAGUAACAACUUAAAAGUUCGUCGCGUGAAGAAGGGUUCGAUUGUCGAUUUAACAGCUAUCCACGAAGGUUCAAACCUCGGGUUUUCAAACCCUAGUGGCCAUGACAAGGUAUCGGACCCACUCCGAGAACUAUGGCUGUAUCUCACGAUGGCGUGUGAAGGCUCUGAUCUGGUCUAGCUGGUAGAGAAAAUUGGCAAAAACUUGCGUACAUUACCAUCCGGGCUACCUGUGAAGCUGAGUUGAACUGAGCAAAGUCGUUGCAGGGGUGUUGAAGGUGGUGUUUAUGGAAGACGAACAAUACUUUUACACGGAUAUUACAGUUUUAUUAUACGGGCCAGGCAAAAUUGCUGAGUCCCAACAACAGCAACAACAACAACAAACAAGAAAAAAUUACACACACACACACACACACUCACACAAACACAAGGUUGAGAUAAUUAUCCCCUACGUCGGUAGAUAUGACGCUAGUCAAAAAAUCAUAGAUUUAACCCAAAAAAAAAAAGGCUAAAAAAGACCACAAUUUUUUUGUCUCAUUAUAUAUUUACACAACACAUAUAUAAUUAUACAUAUAUACAAAGAUAUAUAUACAUACGACGUUACUCUUUGUGUACCAACUCAUUGGCAACGAAUGACACGCAAGGGUAAACCGAAGAGCAGAGACUAGGGCCGAAUUGCACAAUGUUUGCCGACUAGGCCUACGUGCACACACGGGAUUUAACACAGUGGCUUUUUUUGUAAUCUACUUCACCAUCCACUUAAACAAACACACAAAUGCAUACCCACAUUCUUAUGAAAUUCAAUCAAAAAACACACACACACACACUGCACUACACACCUACAGACACGGACACACACACACACACACUGAGUGAGGGCGUGCAAUGGUUGUAAAAUCGAACUGAUGGUAGAGAGACUUUCCAACUGGCAACUGUGGCUGGUGACGUGUAAAGAAAUGUCUAGAGAAUAGAUAGAGAGAGAGUGAGAGAGAAAGAGAGCGAGAGAGAGAGCGAGGUAUAAAACCCCCGUAAAAAAAGGGAUAGCAGCACUAGAUUAAUGAUCCAACCUUGCCGAAGGUGCGGCAAAAAAAAAAACACCUUUGAAGAUAGUUUUUAUAAUCGAAAUGCUAUGAGUUGGCAUUUCUACCCGGCCAUGCAACCUUUACCUUGUGUUGUAGCCCAAAAGCAAAAGCGAAACAAAGCAACAACAAGAAAAUACACUGAGCAAGAAAAUUCAUUUUUCAUUCACCACCUGCCAGGGUGGCUGGUGUUUUCCGGUACAAUUUUCGCUUGAGGCAGAUUUUGCUGUCAACCUUUAAAGACCACACGAGUCCACCAGGGGAAGUGAAUCAGUGAAAAUCGGAUCUACUUCUUUGGCAUCUAAUAUCGUUUUCAUUCACCCAUAACCCUGACUGGAAAACCCUGCUUUCUUCUCUUUGAAACACGCCUUCGAAACAAAAAACUACACUCUGUGCCUUUUUCCUUAGCAACUGUCGAUCCUUUAUAGCACAAUUAUCGAAUGAAGAUAGGAGCAGAACCGAAAAAACAAUUGGCUUGGGUAACAAAAAAACAAACAAAAAAUUAUGAACAAUUGACAAUCCUUUACAUUACGUGCCAAAGAUCAAACUUUGUAUUGUCUACAUUCAGGCGGAGGCGGUUGCGUGGUCACGUACGAGUUCUUUUUUGUGUGUGCGUGUGUGUCCCCCCGUCCCUUCCUAGCUGUGUCCUCGCACCUUUUCUUCGAGCCUAUCACAACGGUAGGUAAGGACAGCUCCACCUGCUUGCCUUAGUGUCCACCUUUGAGCCUUUACCCCUGUUCGAACCUUCACCGUUCACUGCUCUUUGUGUUGAGGAAAACCUUCCGUAUCGCUUUCUGGUUGCGAAACGGACGUGCGCGUGUGUGAGAGUUUGUUGUACGAGGUCGUUUUGAACGGGGUCGCUUUGCCGUUGGGGUCAUGUCAAUUAUUAUGCUAAGUCAAAAUACUGUUUGAAUGUGGUUUGUAUGUGAAGACUAUAGGACGCCAGGCAGAUGUAGGGUGGACCGAAUCGAUGCGCUCUGCUGUCGGUGAUGCCGGUUGCCAGUGUGGCUCUGAUGUGGAUCAACAAGCGUGUGUGUGUGUGUGUGUGUGUGUGUGUGUGAGAGAUUGCGUGUCGGAAGCUUGUACGAGGAUGUGUGAAUGUGUUGGGUGUGAUUGGUGCGCGAGUGUGCGUCUGUGUCUAGCUAUAUUCCUAACUGGUAACGCUUUAAUGACUCUGUAACUCAUAUUCCUGUGAGUGAGUGUGUAAGUAUGUGUGCAUGUGUAAGUGCUUGUUUUAGCAUAAAUACACUCACACGCACACCUACAAACACACACACACACAAAAAGACUGUCCUUUACUUUCUUACUAAAACAGUAAGUCACAGCUCGUAACGCAGGUCAUCUCCAUGAUCAUCACCCCCUAAACAUUUUUGUUUUCUGUGCAAUCGGGUUUUUUAGCUUGAAAUUUUAAUGAACCCGAUUCAAUCGAACACUCAUCAUGGCUGUAAUCAGGCACCAGCGUCUGACUAAUGCGUGUACCGUUCGUUGUAGUUUGUGUGAUGUUAGGUAGGUGUUGGUGUGCACGGUUUCAGCCGAGUGACCCGGUAACGGAUUCAACCACCCGAAGUCCGAUGUAGCUAGCACGAGGCAAAACAACUUCGAACACGUCAGCUCCUUUGCACUGCCCAAAGUAACUGAUGCGAUCGUGGCGAGCAUCCUAGAUGCUGCGCCCUUACAAAUUGGUGAUCGUGCGUAACGCUAGUAACGCGUGAGUAACGGCAAGCGUAUUCGAUGUAUGUGUUCAGUGUGUUAGUUGCGUAUGAUAGUGGGUGCUUGUGAGUGAGUUUGUCGUUCGAUCUGCAAUUUGGUUUUUCAUUAUCCAUGUUUUGCGUAUUGCCUACUUUUAGGAGGAUUCCUAAACUGGUUGCAUGGAUUCAGCUCGGUACGGUCUCACCAACCAACCGGGUUUUUUUUAACAGUGUUUGACGAGUCUUUUUCUAAAACAGAUUUUUUUUUUUUUAUAUCGAAUUCAAAACAAAUGUACGGUGGCAGCUCGAGUGUGAGCUGUUUGUAGGUCCUCUCAUUUAGCUUUAAAUUAUUUGAGAGAAACUUGAAAAUCAAGCGUAGAGCAAACUUUAUGUAUGCAAGGCGCAAUAUUGAAAAAUGUUUUUUUAAAUAAUAAUUUCAGCCAUUUUGCUUAUCUGCUCAACUGUUAGACCUUCCUCCCUUUCCUGUAAACUGUAUAGAUCCAUGUUUAAAAUUUUAAACAAAGAAGAAAAAAUUAACACAAAUACUUUGCAACACACCACCUCGCCCUACUGUAGGUGGCCUGUGACUUAAGGCUGUGCUACGUGGAUGCCCCCAAAAAACGUAUCCGUCCGUGUUUUGCUAUCAUCCUCUUAAAACAUUGCCCUCAUGUCUUUCUGCAGCAAGACGGCAAAAAAGCGCAAAGCCGUGCGGCCGGUAUUGUGGUGAAACAUCAGACCCACACGCAUACAGUGCGAGCCUGUUUUCUCUGUACAGUGUAGCGAACGUCUACAGCUAGUCCUGUGUGUACUGUAUAAUGAUCCGUAUGUAUGUUUGUGUGCGUGUGUUGUACGUUGGAUGAGUGAGCGCGUCUAGUGUAGUAUAGGAUGGGAAAUAAUUUGAUAGAAAGUCUGUGUGCCCCUAGACUUUUUAUGCAAACGUAUUUUCGGGUAUUCAAAAUUGUUCACCACGGUCCGGUUGCGUCCCGGACGCAGCCCGGACCCUCUGGCAAAAAAACCGUACCAAAAUUUAAAAAAAAAGGAGAAGAAACAACAACAGACCUUACCUUUACUUCACCAAAAAAGAAUUGAAUAAAUAAAUAAAUCGAAACUCUUCCCCACACAGUCUGCGCAUGUGAUCGUUCGGUAUCGAGAACGACCAGAACUGGCUGUGGCGACAUUCAAUUAUAUGGAAUUCUAAAUUUUUGAUAUUAAACCAAAAAAAAAGAGACAAAAUUAUUGCAAAGUGCGUGUGCGAAACGAAUUGGACUUUAUCCGGGCGAACCGAUGCCGGUUUUUGUACUUGUUGAGUUGUGGUGUGAUCGGAAUUCGGCCCAGGAGUGAGUAACUUCCAUCCAAUCGGCAAAGCUAAAUACAAACUAGAUAUCGAAAAACAAAACGUUUAUCACUCCUUAGCGGAACUUCUUCGCACUGGAUCGGUUUGCUUAGUUGUUAGCAAUCCUCAUCCCGCUCACCGAAUUGGCUUACCACUUACUGUCUCCCAUCCCAGGUCUUCUCCAAUAUUGGCAUUGUAACGAUUAGGCUUCGAUUGGCAUAGAAAAUCAACCUGCUUUGAGUUCGUGUUAGCCUCCCGUGUUUAAGUUUUUCCUCUCCCAGCACACUGCCACCCGUCCCGUCUGUUUUAACCAUCCCAUCCUAAGUCUGGUGGGGGCCACAAACUACAGUGUUGAAGGAAGAGGAGACAGCGGCAACAGAGAAGAAGGUUAUCGAGUAGCAGGAAAGUGCAAAGAAAAUGGCGUAGGAAGAUAGUUAAUAGUUGCCGUGCCGAGCUUGUUGCGCUGCUUGGUGUAUGUUGUGGGACACACUGUACAAUGGUGGUUAAUGGUUGCAUACUUGUAGGCGGCCGCUAGAAACCUUGCACCGUAACGCCCGUAACGACCGGUAGCGCCCAGGUGACAGUGCGUACAUCAACGUUCUUCCCGUUAGCUCGCAUUAGGCGAGUCGGUAGUCAGUUUUACUCAUACUUCAUAAACCCUGCCCUGCUUGGGCCUCUACGUUCCUAGUCCUCCCACUCUCACUCUCUCUCUCUUUCUGAGUGUGCGUGGAUAUAUUUUUUUUCUGCCCCAUCGGUGUGCCUUCACUGUGUCUGAGUGUCUUAGAGUGUGUCAUAUAACAUAUAACCGAACCAAAUAAGAAAAAAAAAACCCACAAACUCGCUUUCCCUGAUUUUGUUUCGGUUCUUGGUUUGGACUUUACUUAACAUCACUCGUUCCUACUCGCUCCCAACCCAUGCUAUGGUCCAACACAUAUUUUUGCCCAAAUGGCCUAAAUAUAAUACUGAUAAAUGCAGAGAGGGUAGAUGCAAACCAUCUCAAAACUCAUGCCCUAGCGUGUGUGUGUAUGUAAAUGUGUGCUUGAAAUCGAAAUUAGGUAACUGAUAACACCAAACAAAAUUUUUGACAAAAAUAAAAUCCCAUUUCCUCCACCAAAAAAAAAAAAAAAAAAAAACAAACCAACAUAUUUAUAUAAACAACAUGUCUAAAUCUCGUGCCAUACCGUGUGUGUUUCUCGCUGAUUUCCUAGCGAAAAUGCUACACGACUUUUGAGAUGAAGGAUGAGAGAGCGAGAGUCAAUGAAUGUGUGUGUGUGUGUGAGAGAGAGAGAGAGAGAGAGAAAGGGAGAAAAAAACGAAUAUAAAAACAUACCUUUCUACUAGAUGCGAUUGAUUGGUGAAUUUGGAUGGGAAAUGACUUCCUUUUGCACACACAUUAUCCUACACACAAACCACAACAACUUUGCAUGAGAUAUACAUGUAUCUUACCUAUUGCGAUGUUCCAUAGCUAUAGUCCACACUAUCCAAUUUUUACUAACUCUUAUCCCCGAAAAUAUUUCCCUCGGGUCUUGGAAAACGUCACAUGUACCUUUUUCUAGUAGAGUGUAUGCGUAUGUAUGUUUGCAGCAGAGUAGUGGUUUCGAUUGUUUGUCCGGUUUGGGUUUUCUUCUUUUUGUUGGUUUAUCCCAACUUGAACCCUGAGGAUAAGCGGGUUCGAGUUUUUUCUCCCUCUCUCUCAGUAAACCACAGGACUGAUAAGUGUGUGUGUGUGAGUGAUCGUGCGAGAUCGUGUGUUUGAGCGUGUGUGAGUGUAUAGAAUCUGUACUGCAUGUACAUAUAGAAGAGUUAAGGACCGUUGAGACUUACAGGCUGGGUUUGUUUAUCAUCGACCUGUCACUUUGACUUUGUUGUGGUAUUGCUAUCCCUCUCGCUCUUGCGUACGCAUCUUAGUGACUUCGUUUCAUCCUCGGAUUUCAGGAUUUCUUUCGAUUAUCCGUGCCCGUAAUAGCGAGUCCUCCGUGUCAUGUCCCGCAAACUCCGCCGAACGUCUCUCCCUCUUCCCCUCCACCCCCCUCCACUCUCUCUGCACACUCGCAUUCUUACUCCACAUUGCCGUGUUCACGUAGCGUCUCGUUGUUGGUAGGUGUAAGCCCAGUUUGACCAGUCGUCACUGACGGUCGUCCCUUGCCGGUUGUACCGUACAGUGUCCGUGUCUAAGCUAAUACAGAAGCCAACCGGCACACAACACGUGCGACCUGCUCUCGCAUGUGUUUGUGUGUUUGGUUGCGCCCCUACGAGAAAAAAGGAGGGAACGAGCGCCGUUGUACAUAGUUGUUGCCCCGUGCACAACAAAAUUCACCCAUUAGUUCUAUCGUCCAGCUUACAAACGUGUUUUUUGUUUUGUGUGUACUUAAUACUAAAAACCUGCCGCACCAUAUUAUGGAAAACAGUCGUAAAAAUUCUAAACUCAAAAUCAAAACCAGCAGAAAAGCUAACUUUGCCCACUUCGGACCGGAGACUGGAUGGAAGGAUAUAGCUCAUUCGCGUUGUAAUCGGGAUCGAGAUCUGCACCCCUGUCUCUGGCAGAGGACGUAGACGUAGUGUGUAUAUAGGUUAAAAGAAAUCUGGGUUAGUGGAACCAGUACCAGAUAAAGAAUAUACCAAUUAUCACUAUCAGCGUACUAGCUUAAGCACGCAUGCGGCGACCCGUGUUGUGUGGUAGACUGUUUUAUUGCAAAAACCUCGCUGCAAAGGUUGAGGUAGAAGCAGCGAAGCAAAGAACAAUACCUAUUCUCCAUCUAAGGACUCCCCCAUUCUGAUGGCAAAAAGGCGUCCUGCUUUCGUCCUGCAGCGAUGAAGGCAUUGUGUGUUUGUGAGUGACCGUGGAUGCAACCCAGAAGUUGGUGGGAAGUUUGCUCCGGACUUUGUUAUCUUUUUUUGUUUUCUUUGCACCUCACGUUUGAACCAUAACCUAUCGAAUGCUUUGGCACGAGCUUUAAACACUUUAACUCUUCUGCGCAACGAAUGUAAAACAAUAGCGAAGAACAUCGAUUAUACAUAGUUACGAGCCAAGAAUAGGAGGUCUAAAACCGGGAAGGGCAACAAUCGCCAAACCAGUGUGGAAGAUCUCUUAACUGUUCGAAUUUUGCAAUCGGCCUACACAGGUCAACCAGCCAACUCUUCAACACUCUCGCUCUCACACACACAAACGUACACCAACACAAUCCAAAGCAAACACUUCACAACACACCACCACCCAAAAAUGUUCUAAAACCCCGCUAAACUAACUGCUGUAUGUGUGUUCCGAAGCUUACCGAUACUACAGAUUAUGUGUGUUUGAUGUGUGUUGUUUCACUGUAGUAAGUGUAGUUUGAACUCAUAAUCGGAAUAGUCCACUUUUGCGCAACAACAACACUUUUUCGUAGACGUUUUCCUACACAUUAAACCAAACCAGUAAUAGCAAACGAAGGCUAGCAAGGAAAGAGAAGCGAAUGCAUCAAGAUGGAUGAAGGCUUGCUUAGCUAAUUCCUCUCUGUCUCUCUUAAUCCCCUGAGCUCUCUCUCUCUAUAUCUUCAAUUGGCACAGCUAUUGUCGACUGGGGUUUGCAUUGAAAUCAGUCACAACGGUGUUACUAUCGGAUUGACAGUUACGCCUGGCGGUGUGCAAUACUUCGUAUCUUGGGGCGUUACUGCAUCUAGCAUGAGGUGUCUCGGAGAAAGCUGUUUGCCGAUCUAUACAAAAAAGUCCUUGACGAAAUCGUACAUAUCACCGGAAGAGUAUUCUGGACCGCCGGCGGGGGAGUUUCCAACUUUAGAGGUUCGUCUCGUUUGGAAACUCUGGUUCAGGAUAUUCUGUUGGUCAUCCUCAAACUUUCAUAGACUUGGACAAGGAAUGAGUCCUUGUAGUCAAAUGGAGAGAUGCAGGGAUAGUAUAGCUACAUUGAGAUGAUGUGGUGAUCAUCUGCAAGCUUUCACAGACUUGGACCUAGAGUCCUAAUAGUUAAAUGGAGGGAUUAAGGGAACGUAUAACUUCAUUGAGAUAUUCUGGUGAGCAUUUGCAAGCUUUCACAGACUUUGACCUUAGAGUCCUGGUAGAGAAAAGGAAAGCUAAGAGUAUUCCUGAACACCGACGAGGGAGAUUCCCACAUUACAGGUUCGACGUUUUUUGGGUUCUCUGGUUUGGGGGACAUUCUGGUGAUUGUUCGCCAGACUUCACGGACUUUCUUCUAGAAUCUUGAUAAAAACUCCAAGACAUGGAGAGAUAGAGUUGGGGAGGCGAAGAGCAAGUCCUUUAAAUUGUCAGUGCACGUUUGGCAUGGAAUUUGCUAGAAAGGAUAUUGAGGGUGUACUUCAAACUCCCAAACACACACAUACACACACACAUACACACAAGCACAUAUUCACAUGCAAGUAACAGUGGUGAGGUACUGGAAGUCAACGUUUUCUAAAUGCAAUGGGUCCAAAUGCAUCGAGAGGUGAUGGAACACACACAGGAACGAUAAGCAGCGAUUAACAACAUGCUCGGAGCGCGUUGCCGAAGCGAACGAGAGACAAACGACAGGAUUCAACAAACUACUCAACCCAAGCUUUGCGUAACAAUGGCGGCGUUUGUACGGUGUCAACUUUUGAAAAACUGUUAUUUAAACCACCCAAAAAAAAAAAAACAACCUAGGACACACGUCAAUAUAUUGCUCUAUACAAAUAUUGGUAGUGUCAUCAAUCCGCAACUAAAGGAACAGAUAAAUUAUGAUAUACGGAAGGGUGAUGAAGCACGAAUUGAUAGAUGAAAGAUUUAUAUUGCUGUUGUCAAAUACGACUUCUCUCUCGCACUCACACACACACAAAACGAUAAGCCUAAUACAUAUAGAUACACACACACACAUACAUGUUAAGCCUUACACAGAUAAACACAUACACAUACACAGGUACGAUAUCGAUAUGCUCAACGAAGUUUGCUGCGCGAUAAUACCUCCUAUAACUCCAAUUCCCCGUUCCCCGUUCCAGGGUUCCUCAAUCUCUAGAACCUCAACUAAAGGAUUUGCUCCCAAACGGAAUUGAGAUGGGUUUCACGACACAUACAUACACACCGAGCUACAUCUCACACAUACACACACAAAAACUCCCAACCUUAAGGCCUCCCAAAACCUCCCGUUUUUUGGAACGCCCGCGUUUCAUUCUUAUGACUGUAUGCGUUUUUGGAUCGUUUUUUAUAAAAGUAAAUAAAAUCCCAAACCCCCCCUUCCCCUCCCAAUUGAAAUACUAUCGAAACCCCAAGCCCAAAGCUAUUUACAAAGUAAUUAGUGCUCCCAGUUUUUCGGGCAGAAAGAAAAAAAAACCAACAACAACAUUUAAAAAAAAACAACAAAAUGGCCCCCAUUGGUCGUAACGAUCGCGAACACGAUGCGAUAUGUUUCAAAGAACAUCAUUACCGUUUUAGAAUUAUUGAAUAUAGUGAACUUUACAUCAAAAAUAAGUCACAACACAUACACAGCACACUCACAGCACACUCACACUCCUAAUUCUAUCUCCUCACAUGCAUCGCACACCAACACCUGCAGCAGCUUACCAUCGAUUUACAUGUACAAAGUACACACCAACACAGACAGAGGGAAACAACAACUAGUGUGUGCAACUUUCAAGUGAUCAUCAGGAAUUGGUAUUUGGCUAGUGGGAAAGCAGGAACGAUCUCUCCCCCCCCCCUUCCCCCACCCUCCUCCCAACACGAUAUAUUCACAUACACCAGCUCCGUACGGGCGUUGGUAGUUGGUAGUGUCACCGUUUGAUUCUAUAGUAUUUGUUGCGCAUAUAUACGUAGUUUAUGUAGGUUUCGCCAGGUUAGCUGGGCUAGGUGAGAGUGUAGCGAGAUAGUGAUAGAGAGAGAGAGAGAGAGAGAGAGAGAGAGAGAGAGGACGAGAGUGAGAGCGAAAGGCAAACAGAUACAGAUUCUACCGAAUCCUGGUCACGGCACCAGGCUGUCACUAGACGGCUGGUGGUGUUUCUUUACAAAUUUUCGAUCUUUUUCGACAGGGAUCAGCCGCUCGAUAGCUGACAACCGAUAACCGGACUGUUCUGUAGCUGUUUGCACCCAGUUUCAUACCACAACGAAGCGUGUCCGGCACGCGGAUACAAAAUCUGUUUUGUGAUAUUUGUGUGCCCAUUAGCGGGCAUCAAGGUGAAGGUGGACCAGUCACUCGGUAGUGAGAUUGUUAACAACUGGGAAAGGUAGAUACAAACAGAGAGAGAGAGAGAGAGCGAGCUAGAGUUAUAGAGCUGUUAAACUAUAUUUUUUCAACGCUCUUAAAGCGCCGAACUAUACAGAUGAGCCUGUUAAGCAGUCUAAAGUCUAAAGCUGUUACUCUUAAAAGCACCCAUUUGAGAACGUUUGCAUGGUAGUGUCUGUGUCUGGUAGGAAUGUGAAUGUGGGCGGUAGAGAGUAUGAUAGGGUUAGUGACGUUAGGAGUCGAAGUUAACUAGGAAGGGAUAGGCUAACAUUCCAAUUCGACUAGAUUUCGUGAGCUUACUUGUGUGUUUUCUACCCCCCCCCCCCUCCAACCCCCCUCCACCCACCUCCCCACCCUCCCCGUUUUCUUUAUUUUAAAGAAGAAACAGAAACAUGGCCCCUGAAAGUAUGCAGUUUGGCUAACUGAAGCGUCCGUUUUAAUUUAAAAAUUUAUUUUAACGAGCUUUUCGCGAGCGGAUUGUCUCCGUGCUCAGAUCGUCUGCACUAGCAAUCAGACUGAACCACGAUACAGCGAUAUUAGCAAGAGUAAUGGUUUGCCAAAAGGAAAAUGCAGCAGGAAGAAAAUCUCGCAAACGAGAAGACAUACAAGUUGAUCAGUUAUUCAUCUCAGACCACAUCUCUCGAACUUUCCACGCUCAAACAACACAGGAAUGGGUUAAAUGGAUACUGACAGAACUAUUUAAACACACACACACAUACACACAUUAGCAAAGUAUGAACGUUUUUUGAAUGUAAUAGAACAAAAAAAAACAUACUCUCCACAUAAACACACUCACACACGCACGCAACGAUACAAUUGCAUAGCAAAAUGUAUCUGUCGAUGGGUACCACUAAAUGCUACUAUAUCAUCUCGCACACUCGCACAUAACUUACUUCACAGCAGCAAAAUAAUAGCUACCAAAAACCCCGCAGAAAACUCCCACAUAAAACACACACACACACACAUUACGAAACAACAACAAAAUGAAACUUAUUAUAUUGCAUCACAUUAAAUUAUAACAAUUAUAUAAAUUAUACACAAACGAAGGUAAAACCAACAAAAAAAAAAUCCUCUAAAAAUUUACUAAAUUUAGCGCACCUUAUGAAACGAUUAGAUGAAUGGAGCCGCGAUUUGCAAAACAACAAACGAAGCGAUUUAACGCCUUUUGAAAGAUGUUUUUAGUAAAAAAAAAGAAUGAAUUGAAGAAUGGGAAAAACAACACAAGGAAAGUGAACUUUAAAAUGAACCAACUUUUAUACAUAUACAUACAAACACAUACACACAUGUACAUUCACACCGCACGCCAGAGGAAACGGUAACAACUUUAUGACGCCGAGUGCCGAAGGAAGCAACAAGCGCUCGAGUCACUCGAAACGGGGACUCGACUAGAGAUUGGAAAGCAAGUAGUAAGCGAAACAGUACUCGUUGGGUGUAGAGCGAAUAGCAUAACCAAAGACGAACGCUCGCUCCUUUCCGUGGUGCUAAUGAUCGUGUUGGUGGAUGCAUUGGUUUGGUUGGCUGCAUUGGCUUCAAAUGAAAACCACAUUUUGUGCGCCGGAAGGUAUGCAACCAGUACCAGCAUUCGCCUUGAAGACACUGGUAGGCGAUGAAGUUGUAAUGUUUGUGGCACAGUUAUUUUUGACAACAACACUAUCACACACACACACACACCCACACAGAAAUACAUAUAGACACAACGGAAUUUGAAAGAUUGGAAAACUGAACACUGGGAGGAAAAACAACCUCGAACUGGACAAAAAAAACCCUAAACAGAUCAACAGCAAACGAGAAAAUCGAAUGGCAAAAACAGAACAGAUGUUGCAAACUAAUUGUGAAAGUUCAUUACUAUAAAUAUGCUGGUUACAACAACAACAACAACAACAACAUAACACAUACACACUCUAACCACAACAAUAGGCCGAAUCGGAAGGUGCUGAUAGCCGCUGAUAAUAUCCGUUUAGCAAAAGGCAAAAAAAAACAGAAACAAAACAUUAUAAAAAAAAACCGGAUAGAUAUGCUAAUCACAAACAUCACAUACUAAUACAUAACAAAAAUAAAUAUUCAAAAGCAAAAAAAGGGACAAAAACACAUUUAAAUGGCUGUAGUAAACAAAAUAUGCAAAACAAAAAAAAAACAAAUAGAUACCUAUAUAUACAUAUAACCCGAUAAAUGUCAGCAAAAAUCACGAAACACAUACACACAUCAACGAAACACUCAUACACACACACACACACACAGUCGUGUUUUCGACAACGAUGUAGUUUUGCAAAAUGAACGCGCAUUUACGCGAAGCUCUAGUCACCACCAGCCGUCAACAGAAAAACAGAGGCUUGUGAUGGGGCGUUGAGCUGUAUGCGUGUAUUUGACCACCACCACCACCAUCUUUCAAUGUACAUGCCGUUGUGUAUGAAACAUAUUUAUACAUCCUAUUUACACUCAAUUUAACAACAAGAAGAAAACGAGAAGGAAAGGAAACUUAAAAGAUAAAUGUUCUAUAUACAUAUAUAUAUAAUAUAUACAUGCAGGAUCUGACAGGUGACUCUCGGCUGUCAUUCCGAUGCGCACGUGAGCCGUACAGUAUGCCACCGCUCCCCAACCCCUUUCCCCCUCACAAUGCUACAUGCACGCACGCACCAACUAACAGACAAUUGCAUAAAUUUCGGGCGCAGCAGUAGAACAUGAAUGAUGGUACUACUGAAAGUCUCUCACACACACAUACACACACAAAUGAUAAUAUUUAAAACUAUUUUAUAACAACACUUUAACUAACACAAACACACACACAUGCGUAAGGCAUGAAGGUUAAGCUGCGUGUGGGCUUUAGGCGAUCCUGGUUAAAGAUACUUAAGCAAAGCGAGGAGAAAAAACAACUAUUAGCAAACCAGUGAUUGGACAGGAUUCUCCACGCAAAACACACACACACACACACACUCUCUCACACGUCACAAAUAAACCGGGGGAAUGAUUUGAAGUAAUGCAAGUACUAACGAAACCACUCACUCAGUCUGCCCGUUCCGGAUGCCGAGAGUUACCUGCUUAUCCAUAGCAAACAAAAAAAAACAACCAAUAAUUCAAUGUAAAGCAGAAACAAAAAACCAUUAAGAAAAUGCGUAAAAAAAAUUAAAACUGGAUUGAUGUUUAAAAAAAA
Anopheles stephensi (Asian malaria mosquito) is the source of this 21155-nucleotide messenger RNA. It is a transcript of the gene rdgA, whose product is annotated as eye-specific diacylglycerol kinase. The transcript is spliced from 21 exons. The record is from RefSeq and is a predicted model, not a curated record. Gene Ontology annotation, molecular function: ATP-dependent diacylglycerol kinase activity; protein binding. Bases 1443 to 6356 code for a protein of 1637 amino acids. Lineage: Eukaryota; Metazoa; Arthropoda; Insecta; Diptera; Culicidae. Gene Ontology annotation, biological process: diacylglycerol metabolic process; lipid phosphorylation; intracellular signal transduction.